This is a messenger RNA of Chiloscyllium plagiosum (whitespotted bambooshark), 619 nucleotides long. Its product is annotated as cornifelin homolog A-like. The record is from RefSeq and is a predicted model, not a curated record. NCBI's taxonomy places the organism in Eukaryota, Metazoa, Chordata, Chondrichthyes, Orectolobiformes, Hemiscylliidae.
CGUAAGUAACUGCUGCACAUGCUCAAUUCAACUUCUUCUCACUUCCCCUUCCCUACACUUGAUCACAAGUUUCUGGUUCACCAGAAAAAAUCCUGCUUCUGCCAACCAGACCAUUCGCAGUACUAUCCUAGCCAUACUUCAGCAGCUGUCAGCAGUAUGAGCUUGCCAGGUGUCAUCACCCAGCAACCUAUUACUGAACGUAACCCACUGAUUGGAACAGGUUCAUGGCGCUCAGGACUCUUCGACCUGGCUGACAACAUACCUGUCUGUGUCCUGGGUGCUUUGUGCCCCCAAAUCCUGAGCUGUCACUUGGCCCACAGUUAUGGAGAGAAUUGUUGCCUGCCACUGGUUCCGGGGGGUAUGAUUGCCCUGAGAACUCACAUGAGACUUUCCUACAAUAUUGAGGGAACGAUUUGUGAUGAUGCCGUGAUGUUGAUGUUCUGUGGUCCAUGUGAGCUUUGUCGAAUGACUCGUGAGCUGCGGGCCCGCAAUGGGUAGCACUGAUCUGCACAGAGGACCCAGGUCUCCUCGCAGAGAUCAGCCUACACUCAGAUACAGACUCACACAAUGAUGUGGAUCAAUGUAUACCCUAAUAAAGAUGAUGCAGAGCUGAUACAAA